GGGCUCGGCUGUGCCGCGGAGCUGCCCGAGGGCUCGGCGCCCCGGCGGCACCAUGCUCGGCGUCGUGCACUUCCUCCGGAGCUUCUUCAAGACUCCAGAGACAGGGGCGCACCUGCCUGGUGAAAGCAAGAGCCAAGAUAACCAGCUGCCCCCACGCCCUGCGGAGGAGCAGAGAUGGAGCCAGGAAACAGAUCGUGAGGACUCUGAGACCUUGUCCCUUCAGAGUGGGAGCCGAUCAGACACAAAAACAGAUCCUUUUGGAAGUGCCUCUGACACUGAGUCCCUGCCUGCUGAUCUCGCUGGGGGAGUCUGCCUCUCUCCAAGUGGUCCCUUGGUAGACAGAGAAACGGACUGGGAAUGUCCUGAUGGCCCAGCAGCUAGACUUCCUCAGGAGCAGCACUUCUCCUAUGUCUUUGGCCUUGAUGCAGAGGAGGAACUGGAUUUGUUUCCUGGCUUGAAGGAAGACAUUUAUGAAAACAAGUGGCAUGCCUCGGCUACAGUUGCUGGAAAAGGGGAACAAGAUGCUUCCUGGGACUGCGUGACCAGCCUGGAGCAAGAGUCUCCCCUGGUCGGGUGCUCCCUGCAGGGGGCCACGGGCGGAAGCAGUCCCCAGCUGGCACAGAGGAUAGCUGGUCAAGACCACAGCGGGCUCUGCGUGGUUUCCCUGCAGAGAGUCCAGUCCGAGGGCGAUCUGGACAUGCCCAUGGCCUGUUCCUGUGCUCUGCAACACUGCAAACUGUAUCAGAGCUGGCCACGUGCUCACAGCAGGGCCCAGGCACCAGCACUACCUCGCAUAGCCCGGCAGGUCAGCAAAGUGCUCCUGUGGACCAGGACAGAGAAGAGAAGUCCUCCAGACCCCACAGUCUGUGCCCAACACUGCUUGGGUACACCUUACCUCUUACACACCAGGUUUCACCUCAGUGCCCCAGCAAACAUUGGUGGUAAUGGAGGGGUAUCCCCCAAACACCUCUGUCGGCAUAGGAGGACUCGGGUCAGGACCCAUUCCAUAGCGGGGCUUCCUUCAGGUUAUUGCAAGGAGCCCAUGGGGGGCAACAUUGUGACAUUUGGGACGCAUUUGAUGAAAGGGGUAGAGAUAGAACCAGAUCCAAGAACACAAAGCAGCCUUCCCCGUGCGGCCACCCGACUGUCUCAGUUACUUCCGGCUGCGCGAGGCAGGGCUCCCCAUCUACAGGAUAAGUACAAGCCCGGGGAUUGUGGCUUUCAAGGGGCCUCCCGGGACACACCCUGUGUGGUUCUCCCACAGGAAAACCAGGUGGAACGGGCUUCUAGGUCAUGCCCAGACGCUUCACACUUCUCUUCAGAACUGUUGAAGCCUGGCAGUCAGGAGGAAGUGCCUGGGCCAGCUGAAGGCAAGCUGGGGCACAGCCCAGAGAGCCGACCUGAGGAACCCCGAGGUGCCCGCCCUGCUGAUGUGAGCAGUAAACAAAAGUGCCUUCAAGACGCUUCUGCUAAGGCAGGAAACCUGCCCAGGGACUGCACAGCAAAAGGUGUUCUCAGUGAGGAGAGAGAGCUGCCUGGGAGGGCCAGUUGCCCCCAUCACCAGAGCCAUGGGGAGACCCCCAUGUGCGACAGAGGUCUGGUGGGCUGCUGGGAAGUGAGUGGCAGUGCCCAUGCUGCAGACACCACUCUGGAAGCAGGGGCACGAGCUCCUUCAGAAGACCCAGAAGAGGCAAUGAUUCUAGACCCUGACGGCAGGGAAAGGGCCUUGUGGCGUCUUUCAGAAUUCCCAGCCCCCAGGGCAUCACACUGCAGUACUGGAAAUGAGUGUGACCAGGUGCCUAGGGAUGGUGCCAGCCUGCAGCUGGAGCCCAAAGCACAGGCUGCUCCUGGGCACAGUUACACCCUCAUCAUCCUAGCUGUAGCGCAGAAAGGUCUACAGGCCACUACAGGGAAGGCCAGCCUUCGGCUAGAGUCAGAGUCCAGCGAUUUCUUAGGGGAAAGCACUGGGACUCUGCAAAGUGUAGGUGCCACUCAGUGUGAGUUCCCCAGGAACUCAGAAACGUCCAUUGGUGGCAGUGGGUGUGAGCUGCCAACAUGCCCCACCGUGGGGAACGAGGACCGGUGUCUCCAGCUGCUGGCAGGAGGCGCAAAGCCGGGGGAAGUUCUGGUCUCCAGGGCCACUUCAGAAGCGACCCUGGGCACAGAGGAGCCCCUGAAUGAGAGGCUGCCUGGGGAAAGCUCUGAACUGGAGCUUGUGGGUGCAUGCCCAGAAAAGGCCAUCUGCCCCGAGGGAAGCCGCCAGCCCCACAGCAAGGAACACAGACAGGGAGAUGUGGGCCUUGAGAGUACAGAUGCCCCUAACGCAGGGAAGGACGAGCUCCCUGCGGUUGACCCUGAGGGAGCCACAGCCACAGCCAGGGUCCCCGCAGCAGCUGGGUCCCUGGGAGCUCACCACGGGCUCCGCCAGGGUGCUCGGGAGGGCAGGCAGCGCCCCACACUUUUCCAGGUGACCUCUUUAAGGACCAGCAGUCCCGUAGUCAUGGAGAGCCCUGGGGUGGGCACGCCCUGUGCUGCCCUGACCCCGGAGGCUGAGGCCAGCCUGGCGCAUCCUGGCCCGGAGGCGCACCUCCCUCCCAGUCCCUCUGUCCCGGAUGGCCCGCGCCGGGAGUGUGCAGGGACACCCGGGGACCUCAGCAGCACCGCCAAGAAACUCCGAACAACGGAGAGCAAGCUCAGGACCAGACUGGCUUUAGCUCAUAGGACCUUUUCCAAUUUUUUCGAGGGAAAAAUUGCGGAAAAAGUGAAUGCUGAAGAACGUUCUACUGGUUCUGUCAAGGGCGAGAAGGGCAGGCAGCGCCAGAGCUCCUGGCGCAUUUUUCUGAGAAGCAAAGAUGUGGAGAGCCCCAAGAGGCCCCCCUCAGAGAAGAGGGUUCCAGGACCAGAAGUUGUGGAUUCACGCAGUCCUUCCCCACCAGUGACCGGGAGUCACAGUGAACGGUCGGCCGAGGACACUGCCAGCUGUGUUUGUGGAGACUCCUGGGUGCCCCCACAGCACCCUGCAGCUUUGUCACCCAACAGUUUGGUUUCCCCAGAACUCAGGAGGAAAAGUGAGCCAACCAUAAAACACACAACUGCCCAGGAAGGUGGUGGGUGCCUCCUGUCCUGUGUGUGCCCGGAACAGGCCUGGCUGAUCUCCUCCACCAGUCCUGGAGCCCAGCAGGCUGGCAUCAGCCGUGCCACCCCCUGCAGCUCUGCUUCUUGUCUGUCCAUGAAAAGCCAAGGUAUGCCCUGCAGACCCACAAGCCCCAAGCCGCAGAGUCCCAGGCCCGGGGCGCAGCAGGCUGCCUUCUGCCUGCCCGGCAGGACUAAUGCCAUCUCCAUGGUUUCUCUUGGGAGCUACCGGGAAGCGGACAAGGGUUCAUCAGCCUCUGAAAGGCUCAAGACUCCCAAGGCCAGGACAAGCCUCCUGCUGUCUCUGCAGACACUAAGCCAGAAUGACCAGGAGGAAGACAACAGGUACACAGGCCAGUGUCACCAGGGCCUCCGUGCGUCACCCUCUCUGAGAGACCUUCCUGGGAGUGAGAGUCACGUCUCCCUGGAGAAACUACCAGGCACGAAUCUCAGUUGCUCCCAUGGUCAGACAGCUUCUCACGCGGAGCCUGUUCUGAGGCCACUGUCCACCACCGAGAUGGUGAUGUGGACCCCACCUUCCGUCCCCACCGAGGAAGUACCUAGAGAGCUCUCUUCACAGCCCGGGAGGGGCUCUAGGCACCCAGACUUCAGCGUGGAUGACCUGUGGGUGGAGAAGAUUCAGCGGAAGAAGCUGGAACAGCGUGGGAAACUUAGAAGGAAGACAUGUGUGGGGGUGGUGCAUGCAGACCAAGCCCAGUGCUGGAGGAAGACAGCUGUCACCUCUCCAGAGUCUCUGCACCUCCCUAGAAGAAGCCAUCUGCUCUCCCAGAGUGCCCCGAUGGGACUGGACCACACUGGCUGCCCAGAGCCCACGCCUGACAUGGGGUUGCCUGAUGGAGCUCUGGACACGGUCAUCUGUGCAGAGGAGACAGGCAGUGAAGAGGACCUAUAUGAGGACCUUCAUAACUCUGGCCACCACUACAGCCACCCUGGAGGAGGUGGAGAGCAACUGGCCAUCAACGAGCUCAUCAGUGAUGGCAGUGUGGUCUGUGCUGAAGCCCUUUGGGACCAUGUCACCAUGGACGACCAGGAGCUGGGCUUCAAAGCUGGAGAUGUCAUCGAAGUGAUGGAUGCCACCAACAGAGAGUGGUGGUGGGGCCGUGUGGCAGAUGGCGAGGGGUGGUUUCCAGCCAGCUUUGUGCGGCUGCGGGUGAACCAGGACGAGCCCUCGGAGGAUGAGCUUCCCGGGACUGGGGCCCGUGAGACUGCGGAUGGUGGCGUGGAGGUCCAGAGCAGUAAGGACCAGAUGCGCACCAAUGUCAUCAAUGAGAUCCUCAGCACAGAGCGGGACUACAUCAAGCACCUGCGCGACAUCUGUGAGGGCUACGUCAGGCAGUGCCGCAAGCGCGCAGACAUGUUCAGUGAGGAGCAGCUACGCACCAUCUUCGGGAACAUCGAAGACAUCUACCGCUGCCAGAAGGCUUUUGUAAAGGCCCUGGAGCAGAAGUUCAACAGGGAGCGCCCACACCUGAGUGAGCUGGGUGCCUGCUUCCUGGAACACCAAGCGGACUUCCAGAUCUACUCCGAGUACUGCAACAACCACCCCAAUGCCUGUGUGGAGCUCUCCCGGCUCUCCAAGCUCAGCAAGUAUGUGUACUUCUUUGAGGCCUGCCGGCUACUGCAGAAGAUGAUCGACAUCUCCCUGGAUGGCUUCCUGCUGACCCCAGUGCAGAAGAUCUGCAAGUACCCCCUGCAGCUGGCCGAGCUGCUCAAGUACACGCACCCCCAGCACAGGGAUUUCAAGGACGUGGAGGCCGCCCUGCAUGCCAUGAGGAACGUGGCCCAGCUCAUCAACGAACGGAAGCGGAGACUCGAAAACAUAGACAAGAUUGCUCAGUGGCAGAGCUCCAUAGAGGACUGGGAGGGGGAAGAUCUCUUGGUUAGGAGCUCGGAACUCAUCUACUCGGGGGAGCUGACGCGUGUUACCCAGCCUCAAGCCAAGAGUCAGCACAGAAUGUUCUUUCUCUUUGACCGCCAGCUCAUCUACUGCAAGAAGGACCUGCUCCGCCGGGACGUGCUGUACUACAAGGGCCGGCUGGACAUGGACAGGCUGGAGGUGGUGGACGUGGAGGAUGGCAAGGACAGAGACCUCCACGUGAGCGUCAAGAACGCCUUCCGCCUGUUCUGCGGGGCCUCGGGGGACAGCCACCUACUGUGUGCCAGGAAGCCAGAGCAGAAGCAGCGCUGGCUCAAGGCCUUUGCCAGAGAGAGGGAGCAGGUGCGGCUGGACCAGGAGACAGGCUUCUCCAUCACUGAGCUGCAGAGGAAACAGGCCAUGCUCAACGCCAGCAAGCAGCAGGCCACAGGGAAGCCUAAAGUCAUCAGCAGGCCCAGCUAUCUGACCCGCCAGAAGCACCCGGCGUUGCCCACCACCUGGCCCCAGCAGCAGGUUUUGGUGCUGGCAGAACCCAGGCGGAAGCCGUCCACCUUCUGGCACAGCAUCAGCCGACUGGCACCCUUCCGCAAGUGAGCCAGAACGGACCUGGCGGUUUGUGAACAUGCAGCCCCAGUGUGUUCUGAGGUCUCCUGCAGCUGGCCCUCUGCCCGUUCUGUCAACAAAGAACCAGAGCCUUACCAGGGUGCCUCUGGUGUGCUGGUCCCUGACUUCUUCCCCACUGGAGUGUGGUGUUGAGUGGGCACUCAUCUCUGCUUUGGUCCACACUCUGGACCUGCUCAAGGCCUCCACUGACAGUAGCCUGACAGCCUCAACUCCACUGAGCAGGCCAACAUGCAGAGCUAUCUGGUGACUCUGGAGUCUUCUUUGGAAAGCUAAUAACCUCCACUCUCAUGGUCUCUGGGCAGGAGACUGGUCAUCAGCCACCUGAAAAACUGGGGUGUGUCCCCUCUGCUCUCCAAACUGGCCUUUCAGGCACCUGGUCCAGCUGGUGGUACCAGGCCACUUGGCAACUUCCGAGGGUAAUGAACCAGGAGUUCUGUGCUCAAAGUCUGGCUCACAGUUGCCCUUCUGCUUUUUGGCCCCUCUUUAGACACCGCCGGCUGAAGGACAUGCAACUUCCCUUGUGACAUGUGCAGCGAGAACAAAACCAGCCAGCCAGCCACCCACCCAAGUACCUGGGUCUGAAUGUGCUGUGUAAUCAUGGGGUGACCGAGAAACACUUGGUUCCUGUGAGGACUUAGUCGUGUUGUCUCUCUAACAAUGGAGAAAAGUAAUUGUUAGUGACACAGGAAGAUUGCCUUACCCUAGUGAGCCUGAGAAGCCAUAGGACUGCGUUCUGCGGCCCGGCAUCCAGACCUGCUGCUCUGGCCCCAGUGCUGGCAGGGGACCGCAGCCAGGCCUGUGCGUCGGUGCCGAGGCCACGGGAGCCAGCGGCAUGGACAGUCACUCUUGCACUGUACCUUCUCCAAGCCAGAAAUGACAUCUAAUUUCAUAAAGAAACUUGUGAAAAGCC
This is a messenger RNA of Jaculus jaculus (lesser Egyptian jerboa), 6563 nucleotides long. It is a transcript of the gene Arhgef4, whose product is annotated as Rho guanine nucleotide exchange factor 4. NCBI's taxonomy places the organism in Eukaryota, Metazoa, Chordata, Mammalia, Rodentia, Dipodidae. The record is from RefSeq and is a predicted model, not a curated record. Gene Ontology annotation, molecular function: protein binding; guanyl-nucleotide exchange factor activity. Gene Ontology annotation, biological process: intracellular signal transduction. The transcript has 14 exons. Bases 53 to 5623 code for a protein of 1856 amino acids.